Molecule: messenger RNA, 6545 nt
Organism: Drosophila ananassae
Lineage: Eukaryota; Metazoa; Arthropoda; Insecta; Diptera; Drosophilidae
Gene: CLIP-190
Product: restin homolog
Exons: 18
Coding region: 862-6234 (1790 amino acids)
Source: RefSeq, a predicted model, not a curated record
GUAAGAAUCCUGAAACACCGCCUGGGCACACUAAUCAACAACAACAAAAUUCCAACGCAACGCUUGCAAGUUCGUGCAAAAAAUAAAAUUCUAAAAUUAGCUAGAAAGUGUAACAAAAACAAGCGCGUUGUUUUUCAAAUCGUUCCGGGCUCGACGGUGCGGCUGGACAUCCAUUAUCCUAUCGGUGGGCGUGGAAACCGUAGGACCAGUCCACGGCAAUUACAUCCCCCUCGGGUUCCGUUCUCUUCCUCUUCUUCAGUAACUGUGUCAAAAAGGCAACAACAAAAAAUAGAGCAGCUCUCGGUGCGGUUCGGUGAGAGUGAGGGUCGCUGUGAGCUUUAAAUGCACAAAUUGAUAAGCAAUUUGAUUCAAUUUCGUUCGGUGGAAAGUGUUGCAAGCUGCGUAUAACUCGGUCGCAUGAAAUCAGAGCAAGCAGCGCCAAAAAUAUCAAGUCAGAAUGUCGGAAUCGAGCAAUCUAUAUAAAUAGACUGCCCUUGACAGUGUCUGGUGUGUGCAUAAUUUAUUCGAGUGAUUUUGUUCCGCGUUUUUUGAAAUUAUAAGCCCGCAUUCGAACAACAACAAAGCAGUUUUUGUUUAUUUUUCGAGCUCGGCGAACGAAGAGAAAAAGAGAGCUCCCCGCAAUCAGCUGUUCGGAGCGACCGCCAAGAGCGUGCGCGCCAAAACAAAAAGAGGAAAACAACACAGGCACAGUGGUCUGCAAGCGACGAAAACUUAACAAAAACUGAAGAAUUCUUAAAAAGUUAAUCUCUAUUGAAGUUUUUUUAAGUCGUUAAUUUUAAUACGCGUGUGUCAAAAACUAGUGCAAAUUUCUAAACAAAAAUAGUUAAAAUAUAGUGCAAAAUGAGUGAAGAAACUGGAGACUUGGGCGGAGCUAUGCCCCCUCCUACCCUGCCGGCCGGAACUGAACCGGAAGCAACGCCCAGUGCCUCCAACUUGCCGGUGCCCACGCGCUCCAAUAUCCCCACGCCCGCUUCUUCGGUGACUGGCAUCCCAGUGGCCAGCAAGCUGAAGGCUCCGUCCAGUUUCGGGUCGACCGGGUCGGUCUCGAAGAUAGGCAGGCCCUGCUGCAACCACACAACCCCAAAGGCCGGACCACCCCCCAGAGACACAGCCAGCAUGAGUCGUGAAAGCGAUGACUUGAGUUCGAUCAAUUCGGCUUACACAGAUCUCUAUCAAGAGACCGUCAGACGCUUCACGCGCUCCUCGCUCUCACCCACAUCCGAUUGGGACCGCUUCUCGCCCGCUCGCCGCUCGCUCAAGUCGGAGGCUGGAAGUCGCACAUCUUAUGAUUAUUAUCUAGAGGCCACUGGGCGACGUCGCAGCUCAGACCACAACAGCGCCGUGCUGACAGCCAACACAGACCAGUUCAUCAUCGGCCAGCGGGUCUGGGUGGGAGGCAUCCGGUCCGGCAAGAUCGCCUACAUCGGCGAGACACACUUUGCCCCAGGAGACUGGGCGGGCAUAGUCCUAGAUGAGCCCAAUGGCAAGAAUGAUGGCUGUGUGUCUGGCAAACGAUACUUCCAGUGCGAGCCGAAAUGCGGCAUUUUCUCUCGCCUCACACGACUCACCACAUACCCGAUGUCCGGGGCCCAGACCCCGACCUCGCCCUUGGCCAAGAACUCGCCGGACAGAUCGCGCACAGUGUCUCCAACUGCCAGCAUUCGCAGCUCGAUGCUCCGCAGUCCCGGGAUAGGCAAAAACGGGUUAACCGUGGGGGACCGUGUGAUUGUCUCCUCUGGUUUCGGAAGCCGUCCUGGCCUGCUGCGCUACUUGGGCGAGACCCAGUUCGCUCCUGGCAACUGGUGCGGCGUGGAACUGGACGAGGCUAGUGGCAAGAACGAUGGAGCUGUUGAUGGUAUAAGAUAUUUUGAUUGCAAGCCCAAGUACGGUGUGUUCGUCCCGAUUGCGAAGGUCUCCCUAUCGCCGUCCUCGAAAAAGACGCGACUUUCAAGGACUGGAUCGAGGGAGUCUCUGACCUCUAUCGGGACCAUGAACAGCAUCGCUACCACGAAUACGUCGCGUAUGCGCAUGAAUGCCCAGCAGCGCAAGUCGAGCACGCCCGUUAAGCCAAUUCUAACGACGCCGAAAUCCCAAUAUUCCAUGCAGGAUCUGCUGCGCGAGAAGCAACAACACGUGGAGCAGCUGAUGGUGGAGCGGGACCUGGACCGAGAGGACGCCCAGAACCAGGCGCUGCAGCUGCAGAAGAACAUCAACGAGCUGAAAGCAAGAAUAGUCGAGCUGGAGACUGAGUUGGGGGAUGAGCGCAAGAAGAGCGAAGAAUUGCAGUUUUCCGUAGACGAAGCUCAGUUCUGUGGCGAUGAAUUGAAUGCUCAAUCUCAGGUUUACAAGGAAAAGAUCCACGAUCUGGAAUCCAAGAUCACCAAUUUGGUGUCGGCCACGCCCAGUUUGCAGAGUGUCCCGCCGCCUGCCUCGCCUCCGGAUGACAGUGCCUUGAAAGAGGAGAUCGCCCAGUUGCAAGAGAAACUCGCUGCCCAGCAGAAGGAGGUGGAGUCCCGCAUUGCGGAGCAACUGGAGGAGGAGCGACGUCUUCAGGAGAAUGUCAAGUACCUGCAGGAGCAGAACGCCACGCUCCAGACUGAGCUGGUUAGCAAGGACGAGGCCCUGGAGAAGUUCUCGCUCUCGCAGAGCGGCAUCGAGAAUCUGCGCAGGGAACUGGCUCUGCUGAAGGAGGAGAACGAGAAGCAGGCGCUGGAGUCGCAGGCGGAAUUCUCCCUCAAGUUGGCCGCCAAAUCCGAGGAGCUGGACAAAGUCAGCACCGAACUGCUCAGGCUCAAGGUGGCCUCAGAUUCGCUGGAAAGCGAGAGGGCCAACAAAACGGAUGAGUGCGAGAUUCUGCAGACGGAAGUCCGCAUGCGGGAUGAGCAGAUCAGGGAACUGAGCGAGAAACUGGACGAGAUCACCACCCAACUGAAUGUCCAAAAGGCUGAUAGCUCUGCCCUGGAUGAAAUGCUGAAACUCCAGCAAGUUGGAGGAGCGGAGAAGGAUACUAUUCUGGAACAAAGCCAAAAGGAGCUCGCCAAACUCAAGGAGGAGCUGGCCAAAAAUCAGCAAGAGCGAGAGCAACUGGAGAAGCAAGUAACUGAAGCACAGCAAUCAGCGGCCCAAGAGAAGCUAGUCAGGGAACAGGUGGAAUCCGAAAUUAGUAAAGUUAAGUUAGAAAAGGAGGCCACUGAGCAGCAGUUGACCGCCAAGCAAACCGAACUAGAAGCUUGCCAAAAGGAGCAGGCUGAAACGAACACGCGACUCCUUAAAACCCAGGAAGAAAAUACUCAAAAGGAUCUUCACCUGACAGAUUCAAGCGCUGCUCUGAAAAAACUCCAACAAGAGCUAGAGGAAAAAGUUCAAGAGGCAGACAAUCUUCUGGCUAGCCAGGAGCAGCUGAAGAAGAGUCAGGAGGAAACUGUCAAGGAGAAAGACUCACAGCUUCAGAAUCUCCAGUCGAAAGUCUCCGAGACCGAAAAUGCUUUGAAAACAAGCCAAACUCAACUGGAGCAACUGCAACAGCAGGCAGCUGCUUCCGGGGAAGAAGGGGCCAAAACCCUGGCCAAGCUGCAGGAGGAGAUUAGCCAGCUCAAGUCGGAAGCUGAAAAAGUCCAAGCUCAGUUGAAGUCCACCCAGUCUGAUGUGGAAUCGAAAGCCAAGCUGCUGGAGACGGCCAAUGGAUCACUCGACGAAGAAGCUAAAAAGGCGGCCAAGAUGCAAGAAGAGAUCAGCAGGUUAGUGAAGGAAGUGGAAGAGACUCAGUCGAAGCUCUGUUCAAGUCAGACCGAUGUGGAGUCGAAGACCAAGCAGCUUGAGGCUGCCAAUGGAGCUCUGGAGAAGGUCAACAAGGACUAUGCCGAGUCCCGAGCAGAGGCUUCCCACUUGGAAGAUCAACUCAAAGAUAUUACUGAGAAGCUGCACGCGGAACUCUUAGCGGAACGCUCUUCCAGCACCGACUUGCACUCAAAACUGUCAAAGUUCUCCGAGGAGCUGGCCACCGGCCAGAAGGAGCUCACCAGCAAGGCCGAUGCGUGGAGCCAGGAGAUGCUGCAAAAGGAGAAGGAGCUUCAGGACCUUCGUCAGCAGCUGCAAGACAGUCAGGAUGCUCACACUAAGCUCAAGGCAGAGGGCGAGCGGAAGGAGGCUUCUUUGAGUGAAACCAUCAAGACCCUCGAGGAUCAGGUGUCCAAAGCACAGAUGGAGAACACGCAGCUCAGCAGUGGCACUCAGGAAACCAUCAAGGACCUUCAGGAGCGGCUGGAAAUCACUAACGCUGAAAUCCAGCACAAGGAGAAGAUGGCCGCCGAAGAUGCUCAGAAGAUAUCCGACCUUAAGACUCUAGUGGAGGCCAUCCAGGUGGCCAACGCCAACAUAUCCCAAACCAAUGCCGAACUAUCCACCGUGCUGGAAGUGCUCCAGGCGGAGAAGAGCGAGACGAAUCACAUAUUCGAGCUCUUCGAGAUGGAGGCAGACAUGAAUGCCGAGCGCUUGAUCGAGAAACUCACAGCCAUGAAGGAAGAGCUGAAGGAUACCCAUAUCCAGGUGGAUGAGGGAAACAAAAAGCAGCUGGAGCUGGAGCAGAAACUAGAGCAGGUGCAACAGAGUAGGGAGGGUGUGGAGAAAGAUGCUCUGGACGCAAAAGAUCAACUUACGGAACUCCAGAAAUCAUCCACAGAACUCAAGCAAUGCCUCGAAAGCAAAGAGAAGCUGGUACUGGACAUUGAAGGAAAACUAAAGGAUGCCAACUCGCAACUGGAGGCCAAAACUAAUCUCUCUCAGGAAGUACAGGAUAAAUUGGAGGGGGCUCUGGUGAGGGAGAAGACUCUGGAAGAGAAGUUGCAGAAACUAAACGAACAACUGAAGGAAUCUGCUAAGACGGACAAGGAGCUUAAUGAACAGGUGUUGAAGGAUAAGGAAGCUGUCCAGAAACUGGAAGAGACCCUAAAGGAUCAAAGCAAGCAGUGGGAAGAGCAACGCGCGUUAUUUGAAGAAAAAGAGAAUCACCUUCAGACUGAGGUUUCGAAGUUAUCUGAGGAGUUGGAGAAAAUCAAAGACAGUAGUGAGAAGGCUGUAGAAGCCUUGACUCAGGCACAGGAGUUUGUGAAGGAGCGCGAAGCGGAACUCCAGAAGGUUAAAACGCAACUUGAAACGCAGGAGCAACUAAAUAAAAACCUGGAGGAAACGCUGCUAAAGGCGCAGGAAAGUGAGGGCACCUUGCAAGGCCAAUCUCAAGCAGUGCUGGAGCAGCUCAAUCAGUUGCAGCAAGCCAAUGCCGAGCUGCAGGAUGCGGUUUCCCAACGAGAAGAGGUUCUAAAGUUAGUGACACAGAAACUUGAAGAUUGCAAUAACCAACUGGAGGAGCAAAAGGCCAGCCACAACAAACUGCAGGACAAAUUGGAAAAGGCACAGCAAAGGGAGAGGGACCUUGUGGAGGAAACAUCGAAGCUAGAAGAGCAAAUGAGUCAGUUGAAGGAAGCUAACGAGGAGCUUCAGAAGUCCCUGCAGCAGAACAAAACUCUGUUGGAGAAGGGCAACGAGUUCGAUUCCCAGUUGGCAGAGUAUCAGAAAGUCAUAGAUGAAAUGGAUGAAACGGCCUCCAUGAAGUCCAAGCUGCUGGAACAGCUUCAAAAGCGGGUCGUUGAGCUGGAGGCUGCCCUUCACUUGGCCAACGAAGCACAAAAGACAGCUAGCUUUGAGAUGACAGAACUGAGGCGUCGGUUGGAGUCACUCGAUCAGGAGAAGUCCAUGGAGAUUCUCUCACUCAAGGCGCAGGUCAAUGGAGCGGGCUUAAAGACAAGCGGUGGCGGCGACGUGGAGGGUUCCGAUAAUGACAGUAGCCUGGCCAAGAUCAACUUCCUCAACUCGAUCAUUGCGGACAUGCAGCAAAAGAACGAUGCACUCAAAGCCAAGGUCCAGACCCUAGAAACUUUGCCAAUGGACUUUACCAAACCCCAUGCCUUCGAUGUGUUGACCAAGCGAAAGCCUGCGCCUCGACUAUUCUGCGACAUCUGUGAUGAGUUCGACAAACACGAGACGGAGGACUGUCCGAUCCAGGCCGGCGAAGAUCGUGAUGACUCUCCGCCCCCCUCUGCCGAAGCCAACAACAACGAAAAGAAGGACCGCAAGCUUCCUGCUCCCAGGAAGUACUGCGAAUCCUGCGAAGUCUUUGGCCACGAUGCAAGCGAAUGUGCCGACGAAGAGACCUAUUAGUUCUAGAGAAAAUUUUUAAAUGAAAUUCCUGUUUACCUUCUUUUGGAACAUAGGACUGUACCGUAUUGCGAGAUCGAUCAGAUGCUAUAACUUUCAACAUACCUCGUCAAGGAGAGCUUCAUUCUAGCUAAAAAAAAAACAUUCUAUUUAAAAUUGUGAUCUUGCGUUUUAAAAGAUGCGUGGAAUGUAGUCUUUUUUAAAUUGUUUUUAUUUAUUUAAUGCGAUGUGUAAAUCACUUGCGGUUGUUUCGUAUUUUUUGAAUGUAAAAAUAGUGUAAAAAGGAAAAAUUAAAAUUACAAUGUGGAAAGAGA